AGAAGCCUGGACUCUGGGGGUUGACUCAACUGUUCAAGCCUGCAGUGUGUCUCCAAUACUGAGCUCUGCAGAAUAACUUUUUACAUAUAUUAUACCCAGUGCCUAGAGUGUAGAUUCUUAUGGGUUAAAUGUGAACGAAGUCCCACUGCAAAAUGUGAGAGAUCUUUUGCCACUGCAAAUGAAAAGGACUCAAGAACAGAGCAUGAAGUGCCAGAGAGUGGAUUUUAUGGUAUUGUGUGGCUUUAGGUGCUGAAUCUGUUUAACAUGACUCACAGACCUGCUGCCCCAAAGACGAGAGCUGAUAGCCGUUUGAGCAUAAAGGACUCGGAAUCCCUCGACACCUACAUCCAGAACACUCUCUCCGCUCUGUACCCUCCGUUCGAAGCCACUGCAGCCACCGUCCUAUGGCAGCUCUUCCAUGUGGUCGAAAAAUCUUACCGUGGUGAUGGGCUCCGCUGUCUGAUUGAUUUCCUGGUCCCGGCCAAGAGGAUCUUGCAGUGCAUUCAGCAGGACACGUGUGCCAAGUAUGCAGGCCUUAUUUUCCGUCAUGAAGGCUGGCCGUUGUGCGUGCAUGAGAAGGUGGUGGUGCAGUUAGCCUCGCUCCACAGAGUCCCGCUCAAGUUUGGAGACUUCUACAUCCAGAUCGUGCCGCAGGGGAGCCAGGCUGCAAAACUGGUGCUAAAAUGUCUCUCCAGAAAUGGGCAGGCUAUAGAGGAGGUUGUGGUGCCCGAGUGCCUGUAUGGGAAUGUCUUCACGAUGGAAUUCCUGGAGAACAUAAACCUUGAGAGGAAUUGCUGUCUGCACAGCUGUCUGCUGACAAGUGGCACAGCUGUUUUGAGAGUGAAUUGGAAGAACAUAAUCAACCCUACUUUUGUUAGCAGGCCCAAAAACACGCCCGAUAAUUUUCACUCUGGGCCUGUUGGCCAUGAUCAGUUGAUACACAUCAGCACCAGCACAGAGAAGAUGUCUGAAAAGCUGGAAAGCAGCGACCCCCAAGAACAUUGUACUUCAGACGAUAAUAUUAUGCCGACUGCAGAAUCAGAGACGUCGGAAGAUAAAGUGGAUCUCAGGAAGGUUCUGCCAAAGGUUGUUCAGUCUCUGGAAAAUGAUGCUGGAAGAGAGUCUUCCGAAGACAGCAGUGAGGUCACCAAAGGAGAUCAUGCAGUGUCUCCAAAUAAUUCUAACAGCACUGAAGGGACUCUUGUGGCAUCUCAAGUUCAAUCCAGUGAUUUGCCUGCAGAGAGCCCCACAAUGAAAAAAGAUACCCUGGCAGUGCCUGUCCCCGAGGGCAGGAAUGUCACAAAAAUGGUAACUUUUGCGACUGACUUAAGUAGCCCUUGCCCACGAAGGACACCUCAAAGGGAUUCUGUAAAUUUUGAGACAAGACGCCUCUUUCGGAAAUCAUACAUGGAGGCGUUGCAGAACCCAAUGCAACUAGGCUUCAGCUCCAAGGAGUCAAUCACUGAGGAAAGUGCGGAGCAGAAAACUGAGGUGUCAGCACUCACUAAUGAAAGCUUGAGGACAUGCAAUACCAGAACAGGUGACAAGCAAGGCAGGAAGUGUGAAUCUGCAAGUGGAAAAUCACAGACUAAAGAAGGGAGUGAGAACGCUAGCAGCAAGCAACACUGCCAAGCUCCGAUCAGAUCUGUCACAUUGCCCGAAUGUUUCUCUGCAACCGAUAACAGAGCAGGACGCAGGAGGUCCAAGUCCUUAGAUAUGGUGUACAAGAAUCCACAGGGCAAAGUUCAACGGACAAGAAUCUCUUCUGGUGAUUCAUCAAAUAGGAAUCCUAAAAAAUUGUUAAAUGGAUACCCAGUGGAAGGACGGAAGCUAGAUUCUGCUAUGCAUUCUUCCAGUGCUGAAAGCAGAUGCAGUACAGCAGAUGGCAACAUGAGUUUUAUCUCGAAUCGUCCUGAAAAACGGUUUUCAGAUACUGUUGUGUUGCCAACGAACCUGGGUUCCUCUCAGAGCUGCGCGAGGGAAAUGCGGAGGAGGGGCAGCUGCCAAGCAGUGCUAAGCCUGACGCCUGCAGCCACCGAGACGUCUUCUUCAGUGCCUCGUGGUGAGGUUGUGCUGCAGGCCCAGCACAUCGCACAGUCCUGCACCGACCUGCCCACCACGGCAGCAAAGGUCAACUCCGAUCUGCUGCAGUCGGGGUUUGCUCAGUUACCAGGAAAUCGAGACAAGGGUGGUCGAGCUGUGAUCCACGUGUGUACACGCAACAUCAGCUGGGUGAACUCAAACUGCAACAGUGCAGAGGUGACCCAUCUACUCAUGUACUACUGCACCAUCCCCAGGAAGGAAGUGCGUGAGCUGGGACUGACUGUACUGCUGGAUGCCCGAAGGUGUCAGCCUGCACUCGUCUUGUGUAAAGCUUUUACUGCACUUCAGGUUGCCAUUCCAAAUGCCAUAAACUCUGUCCUGGUUUUGGUGGAAAAGGAAUCCGCAUUCAGACCUGAGAGGGAUACAGCUGUCCAGUAUGAAAUCCUGACAUCGUUGAAAGCUUUACACAAGCACGUUGACAGCAGUCAGCUGACACAGGAGUUUGAUGGAACAUUCCGGCACAAUCACGACGACUGGAUCCGCUUCCGUAUGAAGUUGGAGCCAUUCAUGAUGGGCUGUCGAGAAGCCCUCAUCUACCUGCAAACUUCCAUCAACAGCCUGAAUGCCAGCAAAAUACCCGGCACUGAACAGGAAGUCGUUGAUCUCAUUACCAAGCACAAGACAAUGAUGAAGUGCGUACUGGAAGACACACGGCUGGUUGGAUUGCGGCUGGAAGGCGGAACAGUUCUCGCCAGGAUUAGGAAAGAGGAGUUCUGUGAUACUGAGGACUAUAGGGAUGCAAUCGACAGCAUCACAUUGCUGUACAAUCGAGUGGAUGAAGAGGUACACAAACUGGUGAUACUAUCCAACAAGUCCCUACAGCAGCUGGAGAUCCUGUUGGAGCUGAGGCAGUUUGAGGAGGGCUGCAGUAAGAUAAGGCAGUGGGCUGAGUGUGAAGGAGAGAAACACCUCAUACAGCUGGACUGUUUGCCGCAUUCCCUGGAAUCAUUACGACAGGCACAGGAAGAGUUCAGUGUCUUCUAUGACCUGGCCACACAACACUAUAGAAAAGGGACGCAGCUGAUCAAAGAUGCUGGCCAUCUGAACAACUGCUCGCCCGAAGAACAGGUAAAUUUUGAAGAAGAAGUUGAGCAGUUCAAACUCUUUCUGAGCAACUUGAUCAACAGGACAGAAAAGCGGAGAUUGGAUUUGGACAACGUGGUAAAUCUAUAUGAAUUCUAUGAGAUGGCUGACAAAUGGGUGUUGCACUGCAAUGAUUAUCUUGGACAGUUGAAAAUGGACGAGCACAGCACACCAGAGUACAUGGAGGCAGCAGUUCAGUGUUUGAAAAGCUACCAUCAGGAAGCUGCAAAGUUCAAUGCGGAAACCCUCCAAAAGGUAAAUGAGAUGAUUCUGAAUCUUGCCAGCCCGAGGGAACUCAAGCAGUGGAACAUCCACUGGGACAAAUUCCAACAAACCAGGCACCUUUUGGAAGAAAAACUCUCUGUGGCCCUCAGAAUCCAAACGGGUAAUCACACAAGUAACUCAGUUACCAAAACACUCUCUGAGGAUGAAGGUCCCAGGACAAGCGGUGAGUUUGACACCGAGGGCUCUGAUGAACUUGGAGACUCUUUCUCGCAGAAGAUAGUUGGCAGUGUGGAGAGCAAUGUUUGGAUUAGUGAUGAGAUACAGCACCAGGAGUAUAGCCAGAGCUUUCUGGAAUCGGGAUGCACUGCGGUGUUAAAUUACGAAGAGUUGAACCAAACCACUACCGCGCUGCAUAACUUCAGCACAACAUCCCUGUCCUCUACGCCAGCUUGCAGCAGGUACCAAGGAGGUUCUCCUUUUUUGGAAGAUGCCAACGAUGACUGGUUGGUCGGUGCAUCCACUGCUUCCUGUCACUCGGAGCCUGUCCGCUCUCCGUCCCCACGGCACAAGAAGCAGCCUCUGAAAAAGAUCAUGAAGAAGACGCAGAACUUUGAGACGUCGACACGAGAGGACAGCCAUGGUGAAGCCGGCAGGCACGGAAACACUGGGGUUUAUAUCAAAGGACUGGAGGUGGUCAGUAAUGUUGUGGCUGACAAAAAGCGCACUCUGAGGCCAGAGGUAAGGAGCCCAGUGUUAACCAGGACUCACAGCCUGCCAUCAUCCUCCAGGAUUUACCUUCCACGUACAGAAGAAGUGAAGAAAACGGGAAGCAAGCUACAGCACAUAAUGGAUGAGAUGAUCGCCACCGAGAGGGAGUAUGUCAAAUCCCUCGGCUACAUUAUUGAUCAUUACUUCCCAGAGAUGGAAAGACCGGACCUGCCCCAGGAUCUACGCGGGAAGCGGAAUAUCAUCUUUGGGAAUCUGGAGAAGCUUUAUGAUUUUCACUGUCAGUAUUUUCUGAAGGAGCUAGAGCAUUGUGCAAACUGCCCACUUCGUGUCAGCCACUGCUUCCGCAGACACGAAGAGCAAUUUGGAAUGUAUGCACUGUACAGCAAGAACAAGCCGCAGUCUGACACCUUGCUCACCAGUCAUGGAAAUGCUUUCUUUAAAAAUAAGCAACUGGCUCUUGGUGAUAAGAUGGACCUGGCCUCCUACUUGCUGAAGCCUAUCCAGCGGAUGAGCAAGUAUGCGUUACUGUUGAAGGACAUGAUCAAGGAGUGCAGCAAAGCGCAGGAGCAGGAACUCGCUGAUCUCCAAGGAGCUGAGGAAAUGGUCAAGUUUCAACUUCGUCAUGGGAAUGACUUGCUGGCCAUGGAUGCCAUCCGAGGGUGCGAUGUGAAUCUCAAAGAGCAAGGACAGCUGAUGUGUCAGGAAGAAUUCAUUGUUUGGUGCGGACGCAAAAAAUACUUGAGACACAUCUUCCUGUUUGAAGAUCUCAUUCUCUUCAGCAAAACAAAAAAGAUUGAUGGAGGAUAUGAUGUCUACAUUUACAAGCAAUCAUUUAAGACCGCGGAAAUUGGAAUGACCGAGAAUGUUGGGGACAGUGGACUUCGUUUUGAGAUUUGGUUCAGGAGAAGGAAAUCUCACGACACGUACAUCUUUCAGGCCAGCUCCUCUGAAGUCAAACUAACCUGGACCAGCGUUAUAGGGAAAAUCUUGUGGCGACAAGCCCUAAGAAACCGAGAACUGAGAAUGCAAGAGAUGGUGUCCAUGGGAAUAGGCAAUAAACCAUUUAUGGACAUUAAGCCCAGCGAAGCAGCGAUCAGUGACCGUGCAAUUGAUUAUAUCAUGAAAGGUACAGAAUCCAGGACACGAGCAUCAAUAGCAGUGUCCUCGUUUGACCACUCAGUACCCUUUAAAAGGCCCCAUUCCACCAUCUCCAACAGCAGCACAUCUUCCUCCAGCAGCCAGUCAUCCUCUUCCAUACUGGGAACUCUCAAUCUUCACAUGCAUUCAAAUUCACCAUAUGUAGGACCACAUGGGACACCUUAUAACCACUGGUCCUAUGACAUUGGGACUUGCAUUGAAGAAGAUGAACUGGAGCAAGAAACUGGAAGCCAACCUUCCAUGAUUACAGAAAGUUCAGAGACUUCAUCUCAAUGUACUUCAGGGGAGAGCAUCAGUGGAUUCAGCAACUCAGCUCAGACAUGCAUGUCCCAGCUUCCCAAUGAAACAUUUUCUGAUGACGCUUCCAAUGCUGACACUAAGACAGAUUGUCAUUACACAUCCUUCAGUCUUUCCCCAAGGACCCAGACACCUAAACCACUGAAGAACCAGUAUAUUACAGCACUCUGAAUCUAAGAACAUUCAGAACUUCGUGAAGAUGAUUUUGUUUGCAUGGCAUCCACCGAUCUGAACCAGUUGAUUGACAACAUGACCAGAUUACGAAGGAAAAUAAAAUAGUUAGAAUAUUGGCACAGAAGACAUCAGAAGCUGAUGGGUGAACAAAAGGAUGCCUGGGACCCUUUAACUGGCCUGAAACAGUAAUCAUGGACACUGUAUUAUAAAUCAACAUCACAGCGUUGCUCUUAACCUUAAGGGGUAAUUAUGAAGCAACUAUAUGUAGAUAUAUACAUAUAUAUUAUAUAUAAUUUUUUUAAAAGUUCUUUUUAAUUAUUAUUGUGUUCUGUACAUAACAAGAAGUGCCUUAACUGCAUGACCUUUUUUGUGAAAUUUAUGGUGACUUUGGCUUUGAUCAAAACAAAACAUCACUGUAAAUGUGGAUUAAUUCUCUAAUUCCAUCUAAUGUACAAAUGAAAUUUCGUAGCGACUUUAUAUCCAUGUAAAUAUUUAUUGUUACUUUUUGGGGGUUUCCAAUAUAACCCUGGAUGAAACAGGUUGUUCACCUUUUCCUGGAUUUCCACAUUUGUAUACAUCAGAAACUUUUUUUGAUCUUUUUCGCAAUUGUGCUCUUGAUUCUUUUGUAAUGAAUGUUUUUUCCUCCUUCGAGGUGCAUGUAUUUUUUAUUGAGCCAGCUAUCUUUUAUAUACUUUUGGCUGCAGGUGAAUUGCAGAGCAGACAUUCCCACAAUGAGUUUGGCAGAUGUGAUUAUGCAUUGCUGGAUCAGUACAGUCAAGUGAUCUGCUUGACUCCAAGCAUUACGUGUGCUGGAAGCCUGCAUUCCUUGAACUAGCCUGGUAGAUGAGAAGCCAAACCAGGAGAGUUGUGGAAAGAUCACAAUUGUUUAUUGUUUGCUUUUGUUCUACCCAUUAACGUGUUUGCAAUGAAUGUUUCAGCACUCUGAGAUGCUAUCCCAUAUGAAGGGUGCUAUAUAAAUACAAGUUGUUGAUGUUGUUGCAUUUUCACUGAUCUCUUUAUUUCUAUGAGCUCUCUUCCAUCAUGGAACCUGAACCACUAUCCUUCAUUCAGUGUUAGACACUCUGCCAAUUCUAUAUAUCAUAUUCAGCAGAUACUAAAAGAAACAAUGGACAACUUUAACCAAGUGACUCUUUUGUGACUGUACUCAAUACUAUUUUGGUAUAUGGAAACCUAUUUUAUCAAUCAAGGUUUGUGGCAAAUUAAAGAUUCUUAUGUCUUUUGAUUGAAUUUCUCGUGCAAUGCUUAUUGCAUUUUCUUGAAAUUGCUCUUUGCUGCCCAUUUUCCUCACUUCUUCUCCUGAAAGCCCAGCAGUUUGGCUCUGCCAGACAUCUUCCGGUACCUCACCCAAAUGAUCAUUCAUCAUAGGCGAGCUGACCAUGUGUGGUUAGACUUCAUUACAUGGGAUGGAUAGACACAUCCUAAGUCUGCCCU
Molecule: messenger RNA, 7221 nt
Organism: Callorhinchus milii (elephant shark)
Lineage: Eukaryota; Metazoa; Chordata; Chondrichthyes; Chimaeriformes; Callorhinchidae
Gene: plekhg4b
Exons: 24
Coding region: 265-5766 (1833 amino acids)
Molecular function (GO): guanyl-nucleotide exchange factor activity
Source: RefSeq, a predicted model, not a curated record